Messenger RNA from Lathyrus sativus (Indian pea), 504 nucleotides. The record is from the annotation of a GenBank genome assembly. NCBI's taxonomy places the organism in Eukaryota, Viridiplantae, Streptophyta, Magnoliopsida, Fabales, Fabaceae.
AUGGGACAAGAAUCCGACCCUCUUUGGGAAGGAAAACUCACCGUCGAGCUACCAUCCACCGCACCGGAACAAGCAUGGUCAGCCUUAGAGGAUUUCUGCAACCUACACAAAUGGAUCCCAAUACAGACAUCUCACUACGUUGAAGGUGUUCAAGGACAACCUGGUUUAGUUCGUUACUGUUCCUCAACGGUAAAAGGGGUUGUUGAGGAUGAGUCUGAGGCUACGGUUAAGUGGGCGAAAGAGAAGCUGUUGACGAUGGAUCCUUUGCAACGUUGUUUGUCGUAUGAAAUUGGUGAGAACAACAUGGGGUUUAAGUCUUAUGUGGCGAUGAUGAAAGUAAUACCGGUGGAGGGUGAUGGUGAGACGGUUGGGUGUUUGAUUGAGUGGGGCUUUGUUUGUGAUCCGGUGGAAGGUUGGAGUUUUCAAGAAUUUAGCUCUUAUAUUGAGUACUGUCUUCAGUUCAUGGCUAAGAAGAUUGAGAUUGAAGGCUCUGUUCCUGGUUGA